ACUCAGAGGUCUGCUGCUGUGUAUAAUACAAAUCUAAGUGGUUUUAUACAUACAAGGAGUCUCCUAAUUAAUCACAGUGCAAAACUCAAAACAGGAGAUCGAGAUGUCUUUCCUGUUCAUAAUUGCAUUCACUUUGGCUUCAGCUUUCCUCCUUUCAAAAUAUCUAUCUAAGUGUCAAACCACAAUUAAUCUUCCUGGAGGGUCUCUGGGGUAUCCUUUAAUUGGAGAGACAUUGAGCUUUCUUCGAGCUCAAAGAGAAGAUCGAGGCUCGGAUUGGUUAGAAGAAAGGAUAUCCAAACAUGGGUUAGUGUUCAAAACCUCCUUAAUGGGUUCCCCAAUUGUGGUUAUAAUAGGCCAAGCUGGUAACAAAUUUGUACUUGGUGCUGAAAAUGAUGUUCUUGCUGCCAAGCAACCUGUCACCCUGCAAACCAUUGCUGGAAAGCAAAAUAUAUUUGAACUCACAGGUUCCAGGUACAGACUGGUAAAGGGUGCAAUGAUGACCUUUCUAAAGCCUGAAAGCCUUCAAAACUGCAUCAAAGAGAUGGAUGAGUUGGUCAAGACCCUAUUGAUAAGAGAAACCAAAGACAGUGACACAAUUAAGGCUGUGCUUUUCAUAAAGAAGCUUACUUUUUGUGUAGCAAGCAACAUCCUUUUUGGUAUCAAGGAUGAGUACACAAGGGAAGCACUGUUUGACGAUUUCUCUUUAGCAUUCAAAGCAGUUUGGUCUCUUCCUGUAAACUUCCCAGGCACUGCUUUCUGGAGAGGCCUAAGAGCCCGGUCAAGAAUUGUGGAUCGGAUUUUGCCAAUUAUGAGGAAGAAAAGGGAGGAGCUUUCAAAGGGGAUUUUGAGCCCUUCAAGCGACGUCCUGUCUUGCUUGCUAGAAUUGAGAGAUGAAAAUCAACAACCGAUUGCUGAUGAUAUGAUUAUAGACAAUUAUGUUACCUUAAUGAUUGCCAGUCAUGAUACAUCUGCUAUUCUUAUAAGCUUGAUGAUAUGGAAGCUGGCUAGAGAUCCUGAGAUCUACAGGAAAGUUUUAGAAGAACAAAUGGACAUUGUAAAGAAAAGGGAAGGAAAAGAAGACAGCCUCACAUGGGCGGAGAUACAAAAGAUGAAGUACACCUGGCGAGUUGCACAAGAACUGAUGAGGAUGAUCCCUCCUGUGUUUGGUAGCUUCAGAAAAGCACUGAAAGAUACCAGCUAUGGUGGCUAUGACAUUCCCAAAGGAUGGCAGGUGUUCUGGGUGGCCUAUGGAACUCAUAUGAAGAAUGAGAUAUUUGAGAAUCCCACAGAGUUUGAUCCAUCGCGCUUUGAGAACCCAGAAAAGCCAAUCCCUCCCUAUGCUUAUGUUCCCUUCGGAGGGGGACUCCACACAUGCAUAGGGAAUGAGUUUGCAAGGGUUGAGGUUCUGACUACCAUUCACAAUCUGGUGACGAUGUACGAAUGGUCGCAAGUGAACCCCGAGGAAGUGAUUACCCGUCAACCAAUGCCAUGUCCAUCUAUGGGCCUUCCAAUUAAGAUCAAACCAAGGCAUCUAUUUUAGAAGCCUCCUUUUGCCUCAUGCAAUAUUACUUUUACUAAUUAAUUAAUAUUGUAGCAUUCUUGUGUGGUGUGGUGUGGUGUGGCAUGUUAUAGUAACAAGAUGAUUGAUGAUGGAACUUGCUUUAUUUUGUAUGAUGAUUGUUGUCU
This is a messenger RNA of Alnus glutinosa, 1686 nucleotides long. RefSeq names its product taxane 13-alpha-hydroxylase-like. NCBI's taxonomy places the organism in Eukaryota, Viridiplantae, Streptophyta, Magnoliopsida, Fagales, Betulaceae. The record is from RefSeq and is a predicted model, not a curated record. Bases 104 to 1540 code for a protein of 478 amino acids. The transcript is spliced from 4 exons. Gene Ontology annotation, molecular function: heme binding; monooxygenase activity; oxidoreductase activity, acting on paired donors, with incorporation or reduction of molecular oxygen. Gene Ontology annotation, biological process: sterol metabolic process.